AUUCCCUAUUGCAAAAAUAGCAAUUUCACUGGCCGUGAGGAUCUCAUUGAAUCGCUGAGGAGGUAUUGUGAGCGUGAAGGGCACAACCAGAUCGCGCUUCAUGGAUUGGGGGGUUCUGGGUAUGUAUUCAUGAUCGCCAUUUUAGGAGUCUACUAACCUCGUUUAGAAAGACCCAGAUUGCCCUCGAAUACCUCUAUCGGCGCGCAAGCGCGAGCGAUUGUGAUCUUUUCUGGGUGCGCGGGAGUGGGCUGCCAAAGUUUAGCGAAGACCUUAGAGUGAUAGCACAACAUGUUCGGAUUCCACCACCCAGCGCCGAGCCAGACGAAGAGAGUCUCCUGUUAAAUAUCAAGAGGUGGUUUGAAGGACAAGCCAGUGGCGAUUGGGUGUUGGUUAUUGACAACGCCGACAACGAGGAGGACUUUAUGGGCAACCGCGGUCGCAUUCCCAAAUUUGUACCACAAGGGUCUCGGGGUACCUUGAUACUCACCACCAGAUCAACCCAGGUUGCGUCACAAGAGCGUUGCGAAAGGAUUGAGGUCAGAGAAAUGCCGGAGAAUGAAGCCCAAGAACUGUUUCUGAAACUCUUGGGUAACUUGAACUGCUCGAGAGAUGAAGAAAAAGUAGCGAUCUCAAUGAUCCUGAAAUCUAUACACCAUAUCCCACUGGCUAUCAUAGGAGCGGUAGCCUUCAUGACUGAAACCCAGACUCCGCCUUCUACUUACUGGACCAUUUUUCGGGGAAGUGACGAACAGGCCAAGAGCCUUCUUUCAAGGCCAUUGUACGAUAUCCAACGAGAGAAUAUCCAACGAGAGACCGACAUUACUGAGAGCACCCUCACUACGUAUUUCAUCACCUUUGACCGGAUUGCAAGGGUGAUGCCCCUAGCGGCGGAUCUUCUGCGUUUAAUCGCCUUCUUCGAUCACCAGAACAUACCCGAAGAGCUAUUGCGCCAAAGCGGUUUGGAAGGGAUAGACGAUCAAAUGCAGUUUCGUGAGGCAAUUGGAAAACUAUUAGGAUUUUCGCUAGUUACGGCCAUCGCACAUGAGGACAAGACAUUUUACGAGCUACAUCGAUUGGUGCAACUGUCUUUGCAAGUGUAUUUACCAGCACAAGAGUUAAGCCGAUGGAGGGCCAACGAACUGAAAGUGGUUUCAAGGGGUUUCCCUCGGCAUUGGAUCGCGUGGAAGGAUGUUAGCUCUGCAUACAUUCCUCAUGUACUUGAAGUAACCAACAAUUCAACGGAUCCCAUUGCCGAAGAGCUUAGUUUUCGCCUAGGACGGUACUUUCAUCAUAUAGGUUCAUACAAUAACGCAGAAACACAAUUGCGUCGAUGUAUUGCCCUUCGGGAGGAGAGUAAAGAGCAUGACUGGGAUGAGGAGGGUCCGCGGAGAGUUCUAUUCCUGGGUUUGAUAUGCAUACAUCAAGGAAAGGCAAAUGUAGCCGAGGACAUGCUUCGGAGGUUAUUAGAGCAUAUUGGGAAAUCAUUGGACCCAAAUCAUCUAAUCGUCCAGGACGCAAUUCGACACUUGGCUUGGGCGCUAUUGAACCAAGGAAAGUACGAGGAAUCGCAGAAGAUGUAUUGGCGUGGACUGGAGGGGGACGAGAAGAUUCAUGGACCAGACCACCCAAGCACCCUAACAAGUGUCAACGGCCUGGCUUGGGCGCUGCAAGACCAAGGAAAGUACGACGAAUCAGAGAAGAUGCAUCGGCGUGCACUGGAGGGGCGCGAGAAGAUUCUUGGACCCGACCACCCAAACACCCUAACAAGUGUCAACAACCUGGCUGGGGUGCUGAAAUCCCAAGGAAAGUACGACGAAUCCGAAGAGAUGCAUCGGCGUGCACAGGAGGGGAGAGAGAAGAUUCUUGGACCCGACCACCCAAACACCCUAUCAAGUGUCGGCAACCUGGCUGGGGUGCUGAAAUCCCAAGGAAAGUACGACGAAUCAGAAGAGAUGCAUCGGCGUGCACUGGAGGGGCGCGAGAAGAUUCUUGGACCAGAUCAUCCACACACCCUAUCAAGUGUCAAAAACCUUGCUACGGUG
Tuber aestivum (summer truffle) is the source of this 2042-nucleotide messenger RNA. NCBI's taxonomy places the organism in Eukaryota, Fungi, Ascomycota, Pezizomycetes, Pezizales, Tuberaceae. The record is from the annotation of a GenBank genome assembly.